Messenger RNA from Porites lobata, 408 nucleotides. The record is from the annotation of a GenBank genome assembly. NCBI's taxonomy places the organism in Eukaryota, Metazoa, Cnidaria, Anthozoa, Scleractinia, Poritidae.
AUGGCUACAAAGUAUGAAUUACCCGAAGAAGCUGAUGACAAACUACUUAGCAAUUUGGGAAAGGAAGUUGAAAUGAAGACCUUUAAAACAAACGUUCUCCCGAAGUUAGUGUGUGACAAAGAUCAAGUGCUGAUCAUCAAAAUUCUUUGCCUUGGAGACUAUACCGGGGGAGUGGAAAAAGGGGUGUUUAUCAAAGAUUAUCUGCAAGUCACACCACCGGUACCUACCGAUCAGAAACCACUAAUCGGUUUCGACUUUCCCUUGAAAACAAUAAAAUGGGAAAAAGGUGGCGAUCACAAUCCAUGGCCAAUUACCAUCAAAUUACUUUUAUUUGAGGUGGCAGAACAAGAGCGCUACUGUACACACAUGAGAAAUUUGUAUUAUAGGGACAGUCAUGGGGCCUUUUAA